Molecule: messenger RNA, 399 nt
Organism: Lactuca saligna
Lineage: Eukaryota; Viridiplantae; Streptophyta; Magnoliopsida; Asterales; Asteraceae
Source: the annotation of a GenBank genome assembly
AUGGAAUCGGAUUCAACUUCUGAUCACGAUGAGGACUCCAAACAAAGAGGUCCGACAACAAAGGCAGAAGCUAAUAAAGUGAAACUUGUAGUAACUUAUAAUAAAACAUGUGUCCCGGUUGGAAAGGAAGCUAUAAAACUAUCUACUUUUGAGGGUUUGGUUGCAAGAACAAUAGUUCCGAUAACCUAUGAGUCAUGGUUGGAAGUUAGAGAUGACGUAAGGGAAGGGUUAUGGCAAUAUGUUUUGGAUGAGUUGCAGAAAUCGGGAAGCUUUGCAGAGGUUACAUGUGGAACACAUGAUGUAGUUAUAGAGGCCUUGGGAAAAGUGGUGGCAAAACCUGUGAAAAAACAUGCAACACCAGUGAAGGAAGGUGCAACACCUUUAAAAGAAGAAGUAUAA